Messenger RNA from Mizuhopecten yessoensis (Yesso scallop), 4358 nucleotides. RefSeq names its product arachidonate 5-lipoxygenase-like. The record is from RefSeq and is a predicted model, not a curated record. The transcript is spliced from 15 exons. Bases 1854 to 3845 code for a protein of 663 amino acids. Lineage: Eukaryota; Metazoa; Mollusca; Bivalvia; Pectinida; Pectinidae. Gene Ontology annotation, biological process: lipid oxidation. Gene Ontology annotation, molecular function: metal ion binding; protein binding; oxidoreductase activity, acting on single donors with incorporation of molecular oxygen, incorporation of two atoms of oxygen.
AGCUACAUUACGGUUACCCGACAAGUGUCAGUACGUACGGGUGAGGUACAUGUAAAGCGCAGCGAGAGAUAACCCGCAUCAACUACACAAACGGAUCUAACAACACAACCCCGGGCCACCUCUACUCCAGGCGGAUUAAUGACUUAAUCCCAACAUGGAAUUUUUCACGUGCUAAGGAUAUAACAUCUUCAUACAUCACGUGCGAAGAAAGACGCGCAUGUACAGUAUAUGUAGUAUAUCAGCAGGACAGACAGGCAGGUGCAUAUGUACGUGCAUCAUUGCACUCGUGCUACAUUGACGAGGAGACAUACAGUGACGAGAGAGAUACAGUGACGAGGAGACAUACAGUGACGAGAGAGAUACAGUGACGAGAGAGAUACAGUGACGAGGAGAGAGAUACAGUGACGAGGAGAGAUACAGUGACGAGGAGAGAGAUACCGACAGGUCCUAGUUUUCUUUCUCGCCAUUUUAUUACAAGUUAAACAAUGUGUGUGUCUCCCUUGGAACUGGCAGCUUGUAAAAACUUUCCGCUCUCAUGGAAAGGUGCUGGAUACUAGUAAAUAUGUCUCAUGAUCUCUUGGAAGGAGCCUACUAUUGGUGAAAACUGUUCCGUUUUAUCUGAAAAGGAUGCUAUUAGUUGGGGAAAAUGUUGCGUUAUAUUUAGAAAGAAUGUAACUGUUGGUGACACUGUUCAGUUCUAUCUGAAAAGGAGCUUACUUUUAGAGGAAACUGUUGCGUUUUAUAUAUAAAGGACUUAAUUCUAGUAAGUCGUUUCGUCAUGAAAGAAUCCUACUUUUGGUAACAACUGUUUGAUUUUUUCAAGGAAACUAUUGGUAAAGACUGUAUCGUUUUCUCUAGAAAUAAACUGACUACCGGUAAAAACUUCCGUUUUCUCUGUGUUCCGUUUUCUCUAUGGAGGAGCUGACUAACGGUAGAAAAUGCUCCGAUCCCCGUUUUUGCUGUUGAGCGUCUUGAACCCAUGAAACGUUAACUUUGAUAAUUGUGAAACUGCUGUGCACUCGAGAAAGGGAUGUUACCACAAACCAGAUACAAUUACCUUCAUGUUCGAUAAGCAGAUGUAUUUACUAUGAAGGUAUAAUUAAAUUGGUCUACAGGGCGAGGUGUUCGGCCAGGGAUCCACAGGAACUCUGUAUCUUGUGGUAAAUUAUCAUCACACAGGCACGCGUAUCGUCAUCAAACUUUAAGUAUAUGCCUUAAAUUGUUCCAUUAGAUGAUGAACGCCGAUUUCAGUUUCGGUUUGGUCAGGAACAUGUGAUUAGUGAAUUAUACAUCAAUACCUUGCCCAGAUGCUGAACAUUGUCUGAAGUCGGCUAUAGAGACCGAUCAAUACGUUAUGUUUGUUUAAACAGGACCACGUCACUACCUCCAGCUCACCGGGGACUUCCCAACAAAGCUGGAAAUACCAAUCUAUAAAUAUAGCCCAUAGAAUUUAUCUAAAUCAUCAGAGACUUUCAACAGAUCUUGACUAGCAUGGUUAGUAUAGUACGUGCCAUUUAGCAGCCUAGGCGAUAGCCAGUGUAACUAUUUCAAUCAGAGCUAAUGCAAUACAGGAUAACAGAAUCAAUCUGUUCGAGCGGAUGUAAGUGACUUACGUGACGGAAUCACGCGGAAGUGACAUGUCGAAUUAAUUGACGAUCGAGAAGGUCUUCAGAAUACGUACCAAGGGAUAAUUAAAGGUGAUAUAUGUUCUUGAGAAACUGAGCCUACCUAUCGCCAUUGCGCAUAUAAGGAAAAAGUGUCCGUCGCGACAGGGACAUUUUCACAAUACAAACGUUUUACUAUUGCCAUCAAUAUUUCCAUUUGUGUUGUCAUCAGUCAAUGAAUUGAACAACAUGUCUGAUAAGAUGGACUACAAAGUGUAUGUUCAGACGGGCGACAAAAGGUUUGCAGGGACAGACGCCAACAUUGCCGUCGUUUUUCAUAGCAACGACGGUCACAGUACUGAGGAAAUGUGGCUUGAUAACAUUUUUAUCAACGACUUUGAGCGCGGACGUCGGGACGAGUUUCCGGUGACUGGGCGCCGACUUGCGUCAGUCGACGUGCUGGAACUGUGGAGGGAUGAGAAAGGAAUUCUAGACGACUGGUUUCUUGACGUUGUUGAAGUAAAGUGCGAAUCAUCGCAAGAUACGUUUGCGUUUCCUUUUUUUCGUUGGAUAAAGCCGCACUUCCGGUACAGGAUUCGGCAUUUGGACACGUCUCUCCCACAGGAGGAUGACUUCAAUGAUCAGAGGAGUAUGGAACUCGAGGACAAGCGCACUGUUUACCAGCUACACGUCAAGAUUCCCGGUAUGGUGUCACAGGUGAAACAAAUUCCAGAUGAUGAACAGUUUUCCUUUGAUUACAAAUGGAACAUUGCAACAAGGAAAAUCAAGAUGAUUGCUCAGAGCAAGAUCAUCAGUUUGGUGAGUGGGACCUGGGAGAGUCUCGCGCAUCUCAAGAACGUCUACACAUCAGAAAUCCUUAAGGAGCCAACGAGUGCUACAAGAUGGAGUAAUGACAUAUAUUUUGGACUCCAGAGAACCGCCAACAUGAAUCAUUCCGUUAUCAAACUGUGCAGCAAAAUUCCAGAAAAUCUUGCCGCGACAGAAGACAUGCUGAAACCAUUCUUAGAGGGUUGGUCCCUAAAACAGGUGUUUGAUACCAACCGACUGUUCAUAGUGGACUACAAGAUCCUGGAAGGCCUUCCUUGUAAAUCGGAUAAAUUUAUGGUGUGUGCACCCAUGGCACUGUUCUUUUUGAAUGGUGAACAGCAUCUGGUACCCAUAGCAAUACAACUGAAACAGAAACCUGCUGAGGACAACCCUGUGUUCCUUCCCACAGAUCCACUGUGGACAUGGAUGAUGGCCAAGAUGUGGUUCAACAAUGCCGACGCCUCCUACCAUCAGUCUCUCACACAUUUAGGGUUUACGCACCUGUUGAUGGAGGGGGUGGUGGUGGUGACACACAGAAACAUAUCCCAGUCACACCCUCUGUUCAAACUUCUGGCUCCCCACUACCUGUACCUCAUAGCCAUCAACACGCGAGGUCUGGAGUUACUGGUAUCAGAAGGAGGCUGGGUGGAUAAGACCAUGAACAUCGGCAUCAAGGGCAUGUUUGAACUCAUCAGGCGUGGGAUCAAUGAGUGGAGGAUGGACCAGCACGGCACCUUACCAGAGGACCUGAGGGCUCGCGGGAUGUUGAGUCCCAAAGUCUUGCCUGGUUACCAUUUCCGUACUGAUGCUCUGCCACUGUACUAUGCAAUCAAUACAUACGUCAAAAAAUAUGUAAAACUCUAUUACGACACACCGGAGAAGAUCACCAGCGACUGGGAGAUACAGAACUGGGCAGGCGAGCUGGUCAAACCACGUGAGGAGGGUGGCUGCGGACUGCUGGGUGUUCCUGGUAAUGGUAAGAUUGAGAACCAGGAGCAGCUGAUCGUCAUACUGACCAGCAUCAUCUACACAUGUAGUGUUGCCCAUGCAGCCACCAACUUUCCACAGUAUGAUGAGUAUGCUUUCCCACCAAACUACCCGGCCUCACUCGCUGGAAAACCACCCACAGACAAGACCCCCCUAGAGGAGAAGGAUAUUUUGAAAGCCCUCCCUGACAAACCGACUACAUUAGAUGUGAUGGUGGUUACUAAGAUUCUCAGUGACAAAGGAACCAAGAGCCUGGGUGACUUUGAAGUCCAGUAUAUAUUUGAUCCACCAGCCAGACAAAUUGUCAAAGAGUUCCGUGAGGAACUGAAGGAGAUCAGUAGACAUGUGAAAGAGAAGAACAAGACGAGGAAUCCGCCGUACGAGUGGCUUGACCCAGAAGUUGUCCCCAACUCCAUCAGUAUCUGAUUGGUUCAGGGGAGACCACUCUUCCUCUUACCAUGGGGAGAUGCUAGAAAAAGCAAUACUCAAAAGGCUGAUCAUUUGGUUUUGAACAGAAACAAUUUCAAGAAACAGGAGGAGAUAAUUAUCUGAAUAGGAGUUGAUUUUCUUCUUAUUGAUGCUGCUGUUGUCACCAUGAUAACUUGAUAUCAUAGCUUUUCACUGUUGUACCUGCAUCUUACCUUUUCUGUAAACCCUAAAACAAUGGUACCGUGGAAUGACUACAUGCUAGUUUAAAUAUCAUGUGAUAAGUGACAUAUUUUAUGAUGAGCUUGAUUAAGUACAAAAUACAUCCUGCUAUGAGCUGUUGAGCUUAGGUAAAGUGUCAUGAAAUAAAUUAGUAUGAUAAUAUGCCAUUGAAUGAACUAUUUUGGGGGAGGAUUGUAAUGAACUAGGUGAAAUGGGCAGCGAUGAUCUAAGGGAAGUGUAAUGUAAUUUGCCAGCUUAAGUGUUGUGUAAUGAGUCAGGUAAAGUGUCAUG